AUGAUCAACUCACGCGCGGGGCUUUCCCGGCCGCUGGUCUCGCUUUUGAUAUCUCUUUCUUUGUUGGUUGCAAGCGUUAGCGGCUACCCAGCGGCCUCUCCUGCAAGUGAUAUUUUGGAAAGAGACAACCAUAAGCCGUUCAAAUUGAAAGUAUGGCCGCUGGGCGCCUCUAUCACCUGGGGUCAACACUCUCAAUCUGGUAAUGGCUAUCGCAAGCCUCUUCGGGACGAACUGGUGUCUGAUGGCUGGGACGUGGAUAUGGUGGGCACCAAGAAAAAUGGAAACAUGACUGAUAAUAACGUCGAGGGCUACCCUGGAUAUACCAUCGCCAAGGUCCAAACCGCCGCCAUCGAGGCUCUCCCACAUCUCCCAGACAAGCCGAAUGUAGUCCUCAUCAACGCCGGAACAAACGACUGCAGAUUGAACCUCGACAUCACCGGUGCAGGCGAUCGCAUGCAAAAAAUGAUUGAAGCCAUCCUGAAAGAGAAGACCAUGGAAAAAGCAACAAUCAUCUUAUCAACACUCAUCCCCUCGAACCAAAAAGAAAUCAAAGCCCACCGAGACGCUGUGAACGAGCAAUAUCGCAAAGUAGUGACCACCAUGAGCAAGAAAGGCACUUCGAUCCGGUUGGCGGAGAUGGAGAAGGCGCUUACUUGGCCCGAGGAUUACACUGUUGAUGGUAAAUCGGAUGAUACUCAUCCGAGUGAUGCUGGCUAUGCGAAGAUGGCUAAGGUUUGGUUUGAGGCUAUUAAGGAUGCGUACCAUGAUGGUGUUAUCAAAGGGAUUACUACUACCGUGAAAUCACCUCCAGGUGAGACUGUAACAGAGGUCAUUACUGUGGAGUCGGCUGUUGUAGUCGGGCCUGAUGUGGAGGUUGAGGUGGAAGUGGUGACGGAGACUAUUACUGUCUCUGAGGUGUGA
Molecule: messenger RNA, 921 nt
Organism: Penicillium subrubescens
Lineage: Eukaryota; Fungi; Ascomycota; Eurotiomycetes; Eurotiales; Aspergillaceae
Product: SGNH/GDSL hydrolase family protein
Exons: 3
Coding region: 1-921 (306 amino acids)
Molecular function (GO): phosphatidylcholine lysophospholipase A1 activity
Source: RefSeq, a predicted model, not a curated record